AGACAAAGGCAUUAUCCAUCACAAUAAGCACAUUUUUACUUUUAUUGCAACUGGACAAUCGUGAUCAGAAAAGCUCCUGUGACAAAAUUCAAGAAGAUCUGAUAUAAAUGAGUAACAACUCAACAUGCAUUCAACCAUCCAUGAUCACUUCCAGAGCUUUACCAAUCACUUACACCAUCCUUUGUAUUGUUGGUCUCUUUGGAAACUCACUCUCUCAGUGGGUGUUUUUGGCAAAAAUAGGUAAGAAAACAUCAACGCACAUCUACCUGGCACAUCUUGUGACUGCAAACUUACUUGUGUGCAGUGCCAUGCCUUUCAUGGGUAUCUAUUUUCUGAAAGGUUUCCAAUGGGAAUAUCAAUCUGCACAAUGCAGAGUGGUCAAUUUUCUGGGAACUUUAUCCAUGCAUGUAAGCAUGUUUGUCAGCCUCUUUAUUUUAAGUUGGAUUGCUGUAAGCCGCUAUGCUACUUUAAUGAAAAAGGAUUCCAUGCAAGAGACCACUUCAUGCUAUGAGAAAAUAUUUUAUGGCCACUUACUAAAAAAAUUUCGCCAGCCCAACUUCGCUAGAAAACUGUGCAUUUACAUAUGGGGAGUUGUACUGGGCAUAAUUAUUCCCAUUAUCAUAUACUACUCAGUUGUAGAGACUACAGAAGGAGAAGAGAGUCAGUGCUACAAUCGGCAGAUGGAACAGGGAGCCACGACCUCUCAGAUUGCGGGUCUCAUCGGAACCACAUUCAUUGGAUUUUCAUUUUUAGUAGUAUUAACAUCGUACUACUCUUUUGUCAGCCAUCUGAGAAAAAUAAGGGCCUGUACAUCCGUUAUGGAGAAAAACUUAACUUACAAUUCUGUGAGAAGACAUCUUUUGGUCAUCCAGAUUUUACUAGUAGUUUGCUUUCUUCCAUAUAGCAUUUUUAAACCUAUUUUUUAUGCUCUGCAUAAAAGACAGGACUGUCUGCAAUUGAAUUAUUUAAUAGAAACAAAAAAUAUCCUCACCUGUCUUGCUUCAGCCAGAAGUAGCACGGACCCCAUUAUAUUUCUUCUCUUAGAUAAAACAUUCAAGAAGACACUAUAUAAUCUUUUUACAAAAUCUACUUCACCACAUAUACAACCAUAUGGUUGACUUCUGGAUGGAAAAACACCACAAAAUAGAAAAAUGUUCAUGGGACUCUAUUAGGGACAUUAAAGGAUUAACAUGUCAUAACUUGGUUGACAACAGGCACCAAGAAAACCACUUUGGUUUAAAAAUAUAUAUAUUCACAAAACUCAAUUAUAGUUCUUCUCAUAUUGAAAGUGGAAAUGGCAGUGAUUUUCAGAGGCAGAAGUCAAGCAUACUGAAAGGAUCCCAGUGCACAUGAAAUCAAACACCCAUUUUCUUUUUAAACUCUUCUGUGAAUCUUCUGUUCAGAACAACUGUAGGAUGAAGAGGCAAUUGGCUUAUGGUGCGUCUGCUUUCUAGUAGAAUACAAAGGUCCAUCCAUACUUAGUAAUUGUUUUGUUGGUAACUUUGAUAAACUUUAAAAGUGAGUAUAAGAAAAAAAUGAAUAAGAAAUGUCCUCAUUUAACUCUUAUAUAAAUGUAUGAAUAAUACAGUAUAAAUAUCCAAGGUUUAAUAACAUAUUAUUUAUUUGGUAAUACCUGG
Heterocephalus glaber (naked mole-rat) is the source of this 1637-nucleotide messenger RNA. RefSeq names its product G protein-coupled receptor 82 (gene Gpr82). The record is from RefSeq and is a predicted model, not a curated record. Lineage: Eukaryota; Metazoa; Chordata; Mammalia; Rodentia; Bathyergidae. Gene Ontology annotation, biological process: G protein-coupled receptor signaling pathway. Gene Ontology annotation, molecular function: G protein-coupled receptor activity. Gene Ontology annotation, cellular component: membrane.